Echinococcus granulosus is the source of this 1743-nucleotide messenger RNA. Its product is annotated as Tubulin alpha-1A chain. The coding region runs from base 1 to 1743 and encodes 580 amino acids. NCBI's taxonomy places the organism in Eukaryota, Metazoa, Platyhelminthes, Cestoda, Cyclophyllidea, Taeniidae. Gene Ontology annotation, molecular function: structural constituent of cytoskeleton; GTP binding. Gene Ontology annotation, biological process: mitotic cell cycle; microtubule cytoskeleton organization. The record is from RefSeq and is a predicted model, not a curated record. Gene Ontology annotation, cellular component: cytoplasm; microtubule. The transcript is spliced from 13 exons.
AUGAAUUCCGGGUGGAAUACGUAUUGCCGACGAACUGUAGGGCUCGAGGGCUACCGUCUUGAUUCAGAGGCCAGACCGCCCGGCCAAGGCACAGUGGCGGAAACCCUUAGUGGGCCGGGUCAAAUCAUCAACGUUUUUGUGGGUCAAUGCGGGUCGCAAAUGAGCAGCGCUUUUUGGGAACUCUUCUGCAUCGAACACGGUAUAGACCCUGAGGGUUGUCCCGUCUGUUUUGAGGGUCAAAGUGGAGAUGACUUGGACGAGGGACGCGAUGUCUUCUUUGAGGAGACGGAAUCAGGUGGAUUUUCACCACGCACGGUCAUCAUGGACUCCGAGCCGCUUGUGAUUGACGAGAUAAGAGCGGGUGUCUACCGGAGCCUCUUCAAUCCCCAACGUCUACUAAGUGGAUCGGAGGAUGGAGCGGGAAAUUACGCACGUGGGUUCUAUCAACUCGCCUCACAGCACGCGCCUCGAUUCGCCGCAACGCUGCGUCGGGUUGCUGAGACCUGCGACUUGCUGGAGGGCGUUUGCUUCUUCCACUCGUAUGGAGGAGGAACGGGCUCCGGUCUUUUGAUGGCUCUUCAUGACACGAUAGACGGGGAGUAUCCCAAAGCGAAUAAAUUGGACCUCGGUGUCUACCCUGAUUACGACCAGGCCCUCUCCGUCCUGGAGCCCUACAAUGCCGUCCUCGGAGCUGCCAGUCCGUACAAACCCGACUGCAUCUCUCUGGUCCUUCAAAAUCGUGCAAUCAUGGACAUUUACGAGCGUGAAUUGAACGUGGCCUGUGUAACCUAUUCGCAUAUUAAUAGACUUCUUGCUCAGGUUUAUAGUGGAUUGACGGCUGGAUUUCGAUUUUACUCCUCACUGACAUCAAGUUUGGUGGAAUUACAGACAAAUCUGAUUCCUUACCCAAGUAUGCACUACCUCAUGUGCAGCUUCUACCCACUGAUGAGUCCGGCUGUCUACGAUAGUACAAAAUUGACGGCUGAAUUGCUUCUCCAAGAGGCCCUAUCCGACCGAUUCCAGCUAGCAUUGGGUGUAUCUCCCAUUGAAGACUCCGUGAUGCUUUCCUGUGCUCUGCUCUAUCGUGGAGAUGUAACGCCGUCAGUCAUUAAUGCGGCAGUUGACGAAUGGAAACAAUCGGGCAGGCUCAAGUUCGCUGACUGGAGUCCGUGUGGCUAUAAGAUUGGGUGCUGUCGACAGCCAAUGGUAGUUAUAAAAGCCACUGGAAUGGUUGCGACUCCCAUCUGCAUUACCGCUCUCUACAAUGGAACUCUGGUGAAAUCCACCCUUACUGGAAUUGGAAACGACUUCAUUGCAUUGAAAAAUAGAAAGGCCUUUUACUAUUGGUAUCUCUACGAAGGCAUGGAGGAGUGCGAAUUCGAUGAGGCGCUAAACGACUUCCAAUCGCUUCUGCAGGACUAUGAAAUCAGUCAAGCAACACGGUCGUGCCUGAAGGGCCCAACCUCGGGAACCACCUUCUACAUAGAUAAGUCGGCAACAUCUACGAGUUCACCGAGGUAUACUGCGGAUUACAAUGGGCCACCAACGAGUGUCUGCUGUUGUGAAAUCUUGCAAUCGUCGUGUGAAUCACAGCGUCGUCCGACUUCCUCCCGCGGUCAAAGCAGUAAACCAAAGUGCGGAUCGGAGCCUCGUCACACCUCCUGCCAACGCGAUACCUCACUACAAACUCCUUCAACAGAUGUAAAUACCUCCUUCAAUGAUUAUGCACCUUCGUCCUAUUAA